This is a messenger RNA of Eucalyptus grandis, 544 nucleotides long. RefSeq lists its product as uncharacterized. The record is from RefSeq and is a predicted model, not a curated record. The transcript is spliced from 2 exons. NCBI's taxonomy places the organism in Eukaryota, Viridiplantae, Streptophyta, Magnoliopsida, Myrtales, Myrtaceae. Bases 91 to 321 code for a protein of 76 amino acids.
CGGAUCACGGUCGGGCCUUCUCGCAUUCUUUUCCAUCGCUUCGGAAAAAGGCCCUUGCGCUUCGCGUUUGCGGCAUUCCCUACCGCGUUCAUGGCGAGAGAGAAGAGCCCCGGCUUGAAGAUCCUCUGGCUCUGGACCUUCGGCACCGCAGCUGUGUUGGUGACGAGCGUGAUCAGGACGAGGAUGCAAGACAUGGAGCAGCUCAUGAACGCCGCCGGCGAGCCGGACCAUCCCCCUCAGCGUCCUUCCUCCGACGCCGUCGUCCUGCUCCACCCGUCUUCGGAGCAACCGGGCCAAGCCCUUCGCGACGACAAGAUCUAGCGACUGUUGAAGGGUCCGAUCUCGCGGCUGCUCUCCUGGACCUGCACGCCAUGUGUUUGAUGAAUGUCGUCAACGAGCUUCGACCCGAAAAGAAAAUGAUAAAGGACUUGUCUUAUAAAUUGUCUUUCUCUCCAUCGCUUGAUGUUUGCAUGCGAUGCACUUGAUAAACGUCUUGAUGAGCCGAGUUUUAGCUCUUUUAUGCAUUCUUGAUGAAGUUUUUGUA